This is a messenger RNA of Spea bombifrons (plains spadefoot toad), 3046 nucleotides long. RefSeq names its product protocadherin gamma-B1-like. Gene Ontology annotation, cellular component: plasma membrane. Gene Ontology annotation, biological process: homophilic cell-cell adhesion. The record is from RefSeq and is a predicted model, not a curated record. Bases 322 to 2784 code for a protein of 820 amino acids. Gene Ontology annotation, molecular function: calcium ion binding. Lineage: Eukaryota; Metazoa; Chordata; Amphibia; Anura; Pelobatidae. The transcript has a single exon.
UUUUCAUGAAAAAUACUUUUGUUGACAUUUUCAAUGCAAUGCCUGUGGUGAGACAGAUCAUACAUCAGUGUCCUUAUUUUAAAGAAGAUAUCAAACUUUAAAAACAUUUUCAAAAUUGUGUAGUUCCACAAUUAUACCUCUGAGCGCCGCUGUUCACCAAUAAGGAGAAAAAUAUGGAGCUGGAGAUCCACUCGUAUUUUUCUCAUCAUCACAAACUGCAGAUCGGAAAGAAGCAAUACAUUCCUUUUUGGACUCUCCCACUAUUAAACCACUGGAUUACAAACAUAUUUAUACCUAGGAAAAAUAUCACUGAAAUUUGGAAUGAUGAAAGGUGAGAUGAGAAACCAGGAUUCACAGAAGCACAAAGGAAUCAUUUGGCAAGUAAUGUUUUCCUUCUUAUUUUCUUGUCUUUAUCAUUCAGUCAAUGGAGAGCUUCAUUAUUCAAUUCCUGAAGAAAUGAGGAAAGACUCUGUUAUAGCAAAUAUUGCAAAAGACAUUGGAUUAGAUAUUAAUCAGCUCUCAUUUAGAAGAUUUCGUCUUGUUUCACGUGUUUCAGAAAAAUAUUUUUCUAUCAAUUUAAACAAUGGAAAUUUAUAUGUUAAAGACAGGAUUGAUAGAGAAACCCUGUGUGGGAGAGAGGCUACAUGUGCCCUAACCUUUGAUGCAGUUGUAGAAAAUCCUUUUAAUGUAUAUACUGUUAACAUUGAAAUUCAGGAUAUAAAUGAUAAUCCUCCAAUAUUUUUUCAUGCCAUUGUUGCAUUAGAAAUUAUUGAAACAAGUUCACUAGGAACACAUUUUUUUUUACAAAAUGCAGAAGAUCCAGAUAUUGGCAUUAAUUCUGUACAGACAUACAAACUCAGUGAAAAUCAGUAUUUUACAUUGAGUGAAAAAACCAGCAGUGAUGGCAGCAAAUUUCCAGAACUUGUCUUGGAGAAACCAUUAGACCGAGAGACACAAAAUACUCAUGAAUUAAUUUUAACAGCUCUAGAUGGUGGAAACCCAGUUAAAUCUGGUACCGCACUAAUAAAAAUUGUGAUUGCCGAUGCAAAUGAUCAUUUUCCCAUAUUUACCCAAGAUGUUUAUAAAGUAAGCAUACGUGAAAAUACCCCAAUCAAUUUUACACUGAUUCAUGUAACAGCAACUGAUAAAGAUGAAGGAUCUAAUGCACAUAUUACAUAUGCUUUAACAAAGACAUCAGAAAAUUCCCUUUAUGCAAGUAUGUUUAGCAUUCAUCCUACAAAUGGAGAAAUUAAAACAAAUCAAAAAUUGGACUUUGAAGUAGCAAGAAACUAUGAAAUACCAAUACAAGCAAAGGACAGCGGUGGUCUUGUGGCCCAGUCUAAAGUAUUAAUUGAAGUAACAGAUGAAAAUGACAACGCUCCUGAAAUAUCCGUUUCCUCAUUAUCUGCACUUAUUCCUGAAGAUUCAGCAUCCGGCACAAUGAUAGCGCUAAUUGAGGUCAUUGAUCAGGAUAUUGGUGAAAAUGGAGAGGUUGACUGCUAUAUCAUUGACAAAAUACCAUUUACAUUAAUACCAUCUAGUAGAUAUUAUAGAAUUGUUACAACAAACACAUUGGACAGAGAGAAAAUCUCAAGUUAUAACAUCACAGUUUUGGCAACUGACAGAGGAUCUCCUUCACUCUCCACUAACAGAACAAUUAGAUUGGAUAUAUCAGAUGUCAAUGACAACCCACCAAUAUUUAUGAAAUCAACUUAUAAUGUCUUUAUUUCAGAAAAUAAUUUACCAGGAGCAUCAAUUUAUAGUAUACAAGCUUCAGAUAUUGACAGUGGAGACAAUGCUAAAAUUAUUUAUUCAAUUUCCAGUUCAAAUACGGAAAACUUUCCAGUGUCAUCUUAUUUUUCCAUUAAUAUAGAAACUGGAGUGGUCUAUGCUCAGCGAUCAUUUGAUUAUGAGCAGCACAAGGAAUUUAUAGUUGAAGUAGCCGCAAAAGACUGUGGAUCUCCAUCUCUUAGCAGCAAUGCAACAUUGAUCAUCCAUAUUAUGGAUCAGAAUGAUAAUGCACCAAAAAUACUGUAUCCAUCACCAGAUAAUGGUGGUUCACCUUUAUUUGAGAUGGUUCCUUUUUCUUCAGAACAGGGUUCAUUAAUAACUAAGGUGGUUGCAGUAGAUACUGACUCGGGACAUAAUGCUUGGCUCUCUUAUCAUUUCAUACAAGUGUCAGAACCACUUCCCUUCAGCAUUAGUCAACAAACAGGUGAGAUCAGGAUAUCACGGGCCUUUCAAGAGAAGGAUAUAUUGAGGCAUAAGGUGGUCGUUCUGGUGAAGGACAAUGGAUUGCCCUCUCUGUCUGCAACUGUUACCUUAAGUUUCAUUGUUGCAGAUAAUUUUCAGCAGGCGGCUCCCAAACUCAACAAUCAACUCACUGAUGAAGAUUCACCAUCUAAUUUGCAAAUGUAUUUAGUGAUUGCCCUAGCACUGAUUACCUUUUUGUUCAUUUUAAGUGUUAUGCUAGUGAUCAUUUCAAAAUGUAAAGAAUCAAAAUCCUCUACAACCUUUGGAUCACUCAGUACAAAUUUAUAUUCUUCAGUUGAUCCCAGGAUGCUUUCCCAGUAUAGUAAUGGAACUUUGCCUCUGCCGUACUCAUACAAUGUUUGUGUUGCUUUGGAUUCCACUGAAAAUGAUUUUACUUUCUUAAAACCAAACGAAAAGGUCCCUGUGGAUAAUCUUAUUGAUGCUGAUGAUUCAGGACUCGAAAAUGAAAGUUUAAAAGACAGUUUAAACCAUCAGGUGAGUAAUUCAAAAAUAUUCAAUUGUAUAUUGUAGAUCGUUUUCAAAGUUAUUCUAAAAUUCUAAAAUGAUCUUUAAUAAAACAUCCUGUCAGGUGUGUAGUAAUCGGAGCACAGCGCAGAGAUGCACCUGAUCAGUUAGUAAAUGCAAAACCAGACAUUGGUGCAACAACAAUGGUUUGUUCCACUGAGCAGCAGUAGACACAAAUGUAGAAACAGUACCGUACAGCUAUCCAGGUUCUGGGAUAAGAGAGUAUCCGCAAAGUCCAUAUAAUCCAAAAAUGAGUAUCCAGUUAUAA